GUUUGGAAAUAUCGUGGCAUUUUGUACUGGAUGUUCAGGUGGAACAGACGUCAACCCGUCCCUAAUCUUCAUCAAAGAUAGGUCAACACCGAAGUCUGAGUAUGAGAACGCCGCUUCCACUGGUGGCCAUCUUGGUCAUCGCAAGCUUGGUAGACGUUGCUGAACCAGGCUCGGUCAAUCUGGCCUUGAAAAAAAAAGCGACGCAGAUCGAUGGAUGUUGUGGAGGUUCUGCCUCUCGUGCUGUUGACGGAAACAAGAACAAGAAUUAUCGCGGUAACAGCUGCUCGCACACCAGCGCCAAAGCUGGAGAUAAGGUCAACAACAACUGGUGGUCGGUAGAUUUAGGGACCAAAUCAUCAGUCCAACGUGUGGUACUCUAUAACAGAGCAGACUGCUGUGGAAACAGGUUGGCAAAUUUCAAAAUAGUGGUUUCGGACACCAAGCCUAGACCCGGGAGGAAGCUCGUGUUUACUUCUGCCGAUGUAUGUGCUAGUAAAACUGGCGCCGUCCCACAAGGUGGUACAGCAACAUUCGUCUGCAGGAAAGACGGCAGAUACGUGUCGAUUGUUCAGUCGAGGGGUGUUCACCUGACCCUAUGCGAAGUCGAAGUGUUUGGAACCAAAUAUGUACCUCCCCAACAAGAUCCAAUUGCAUGUUCCCCAGGCUUCAAGAUUAACGAGCAAUCUAAACAAUGCGUUGAUCGUUGCCCCGACUACCAGCAGAGAUGGGACGGAACAAAAUGCGCCGUCCGUUGUUUGGCAAGUCAGAAGUGGGACGGAAAGAAAUGUGUAGGAAAAUGCGCUUCACCGAAGAAAUACAACGCUAUGUUCGGAACUUGUGAAACUAAAACUUGUCGUUGUUAUGCAUCUGGUGAUCCCCAUUAUUUCCAAUAUGACGGCACGCGAAUCGACUUCAUGGGGAAAUGCAAGUACACGUUCACCAAGCUCAGCGGUGCUGACAAGCGCACCAAGUGUUACUUCAACGUUGAAGAAAAGAACAUUCAUUUGGGUAACAAGCGCGUGAGCUAUGUGAAGCUUGUUGAUAUAAUGAUCGAGAACCUGACCUUCAGAUACAAUGAUAAAACCAUGAAAGUCUAUAUAAAUGGUAUUGACAGGACAAAGAGCAAGUUCCCAAUGCAAAUCCAAACGAACAUGGGAACACCAAUUACGAUCUCCUUCGCUAACCGUCAGUUCAGCGUUGAUGCCAGAGCUUGCGGUAUAGUCACUUCAUACAGGAACACUUUCAUUGAGACCUACCUUUCCUCAAAACUGGGAAGCAAAGUCGAAGGAAUGUGUGGAACAUGCAAUGGCGACCGAAGAGAUGACUUAGUUGCAAAGAGAACGAAAAAGCCGACUAACAAGUUGACUUUCUCCGAGAGUUGGUCGAUUCCUGAUGAUUCUGGUCUGCAGACACAAGGAAAUUGUAAAGCAGCGGAUGUCAAUGGAGACUGCACUGUAGCCUGGGCCACAAAAGUCGUGAACAAUGACCACUGUGGCUACAUCUCAAGCAAGAACGGUCCAUUCGGUUCAUGUAUCACCAGUGCAUUAGUGGAUGUACAGCGUUUCAAAGACAGCUGUGAAUUUGACGCCUGUUUCUACUCUAAGCAGGCGACUGCAGCCAAGGAUGUUCCUGAGGUGGUCUGUAAGAAUCUGGCUGCCUUUGCCGAUGAAUGUGCCAAACAGGGUGCUGGAAAUAGUUGGAGACGAGCUAACUUCUGUCCAAUGAAAUGUGAAGCAAAUGCUCACUACUCCCCAAAGAUGUACCCUGCAUGUGAAAAGACCUGUCAACAGAGGACUUCCCCAAAAGACUGUGACAGUGGAGAGCCCGAGGAUGGUUGCACAUGCAACAAUGGCUUCUUCAGACUUGGAAAUGACUGUGUACCUCCAGCGCAGUGCGGUUGUGAUGUCAGUGACGGACAGCAUAUCGACAGUGGCAAAUCGGUGGUAUUGGCAGACUGUGCAACCAAGUACCAAUGCACAGGGCAAGGGGUCUUGAAGAAAGUAGCCUUCCCCGCUUGUAAUAAAGAUGCUAGUUGUGCUGCAGUCAAUGGAAUGUACGCCUGUAAGUGUAAUGAUGGAUUCGAUGGAAAUGGACAUUCUUGCCAGACAAAAUGUCCCAAAGCAGAAGAAAAGUGGGAUACCAAGUCAGUUAAAUGUGUUCUGUAUUGCCCCGAUGUGGACACCAAAUGGGAUGGUAAAUCAUGUAUUCCAAGAUGUCCUGACGUUCAAACCAAAUGGAAAGGCCAGCAAUGCAACCUACGAUGCCCGAACCAAGACACACAGUGGUCAACUGUUAAAUCAGCAUGCAUCCCACGUUGCCCCGAUGUAAACACCAAAUGGGACAAAAUGCAACGCAAAUGUGUCGACCGUUGUACUGGUCACAUGUUAUGGGAUAACCAAUUACACAAAUGCACUGACUUAUGUGGAGGAGCUGAUAAAUGGGAUGAAGCCAAGAAGAAAUGUGUACCGAGAUGUCAGUCUGACCAGGAAUGGAAGAUGAACCGCUGUGAAAAUCGGUGCAAGAAGGGAGAAAAAUGGCAUGAGCCAACCAAGAAAUGCUUUCAAGACCCGAUGUAUCCAGAGACGACAGGAGGCAGCGGCGGGGGAGCUGGGUGUGUCAUUCCGUUCUUAUAUGGCAGUCAUUGGCAGGAGGAUUGUGUACGAGGAGAUAGGGGGAAAUGGUGCAGCACAACCGAGAAUUACGACAAAGAUCAAAAGUGGGGCUAUUGCCCAGUUACAUGCCGAACCGUGUCCGGUUUGAUAAAGUACCCCGGUGAUGCAUGGACUUUCGGCGGACAGAAACUCUUCUGUAACACAGAUGGAACCAUUGGCAAUGUGACAGGAGAUUACUCCAUGACCACAGGAGGUAGUGGCGGUGGAUCUGGCUGUGUUUUCCCAUACUAUUACAACGGAUACUACCACGGGAAAUGUAUGAUUUCAACGGAGAAACCCUGGUGCGGCACCAUCAAGGACGGGUCGACAUGGGGAUACUGCCCACCUCAAUGUAAAGUUCAGGGCAGAUUAAAGAAUGCCGGAGAAUGGUGGAUUGAUGGACCAAAGAAAUACUUUUGUGAUGAGAAUGCACUAGUUGACGUAGUGAAGGAGAUUACCGUCAAGACUAAAGAAGGAGGUCAGUGCGUCUUCCCCUUCAAAUACAACAACAAAUACUACGGCGAAUGUAUUGAUGACGAUGCAUGGUGUGCAACCUCUGCUGAUUACGAUGUAGACAAGAAGUGGGGGCGUUGUAUCGCUAUAUGUCUAACACAGGAACAGAAGAAAGUUAAUGCAGGAGCCACUUGGACUCAUGGAGGAAAGGAAUACGCUUGUGGAAAAGAAGGGAAAGUGAGAGAAAACGUGAAGUCAACCACAGGCAACUGCUUCUUUCCCUUCACCUACAAGAAGGUGAAGUACGAGAAGUGUACGGAACAAGAUUCUGCCGGUAAACCCUGGUGUUACACGGACGAUGCCGAAAAGGCGUAUGGAUACUGCGAGAUGCCCGCUCAAUCAAAGCAGUGAUAAAAAACCAAACCUUUUUGAACAUCUUCUCCUCAAAUUCUAUAAUUACUGUAUGUUUCUUCAUGAAAUAUAAGUCACCCCUAGAAA
Messenger RNA from Lineus longissimus, 3602 nucleotides. RefSeq names its product zonadhesin-like. NCBI's taxonomy places the organism in Eukaryota, Metazoa, Nemertea, Pilidiophora, Heteronemertea, Lineidae. Gene Ontology annotation, cellular component: extracellular matrix. The transcript has 30 exons. The record is from RefSeq and is a predicted model, not a curated record. Bases 102 to 3515 code for a protein of 1137 amino acids.